CCGGAGAGCAGGCAGAGGCGAGGGAGGGGAGAGCCGCGACAGACGACGCUCCGUACAUGACAGCGGAUUCGCCUCUUUUCCUGCCAACUUCCUGACAACGAUGACAAUAUGGCAGCUGAACGAGCCAGGUCCUUCCGUGGUGCUGGGAGCCUCAUGCGGAGUAAAUCUGAGGGGACACUGAUUGAUCUCAGUGACAACAGCUCAACCUUCAACAACCUGAAUGGAGGAUACGUGCCAAGAGCGACACACAACUCCAACUGGCAGCAUUCACAGACAGAAGCCUCGCAAUUAUCUCCAACUAACAAUCCCUUUUGGGGCAAACUCUCUGCAUCAAACCCUUUCUUAGAUGAGAUUGUACUCCGCAGGAAAGACAAACGCAUAGCGGACACGAUAGAUGGAAAACAAGAGAAUAAACAACAUACAGAACCAAGAAAUGAUGAUGAGCUGAGCACCUCUUCAGAUGAAGGCAAUGUGGGGAACUUUUUGGAAAAGAAGAACUUAGGCACCAACAGAUCUGGGAGAUGGAGGAGCGCCUCCGACAUCCUGGACGACCUGGAGAGGAAGGAGCCAAAACCGGAGAGCGUCUUCAGACCCCCCGAGCCAGUGUUAAACCCAGACUUUGAGUGGCUGAAGAAUGACAGAGAGGCCUACAAGAUGGCCUGGCUGAGCCACAGACAGCUGACCCGCUCAUGUCUGGACUUAAACCUGAUGAGCCAGAGUCCAGGCUGGGCCCAGACGCAGGCCACUAACUUUCAGGUCGUCUCCAGAAUCGGUCACGGCGGAGGCUUAGUGCAGAUCCCACAAUCGGAAAUUAGCAUGCAUAUCCCAGAAGGACAUGUUCUGCCAGGAGAGGUCCAGGAAGUUACUCUGAAAGCGAUGCUGGAUCCUCCUCCUGGACUCAACAACAACUACGUGACGACCAUGAGCCCGCUUCUGGAGGUGCUUCUCAGUAACGUCAACACGAAGGAGCGUCCAUCUCUGGAAAUUAAACUUUCGGGGGAGGUGAAAGACGAACCUUCGAGCCAGGUGAUGACCACACUGUACGGGCUCGUGUCCAACAAAAGAGAGGGACCUUAUCUCAAAACCAAUGACUGUCAAAUCCACAAGAACAUGAUGCAGAUGAAGCUGCAGGACCUGAAGACACAUUUCUUCGUGAUUGCAGUCGCAGAGGCGUCUGCACUCGAGGCGCCAGCAACGUCAGUGUGGGAUUACCUGAACCGCCAGAUCACGGUCGCAGUGUAUGGUCCCAGGUACAUCCACCCGUCAUUUAAAGCCGUCAUAGUCGUUUGCUGUCACGAGGACGUUCCUACAAAGCUCCCGUUUUCAGAUAUCUGCAGAGGCAACAAAAACCUGCCUCCUCUUGUGUUGCAACUUUGGGGGAAACACAGUUUGAAACCUGAGAAGCUGAGUGACCUCCAGGUUUCAGUUGACAUUGCAGGCUCUGUGUUCAAAAUCAGGCCUGAGGACAAGCUGAAAGAGGUGAGGCAGAGUCAGCUGAAAAUCGGGACAGUUCUGCACCUGCCGGUUGGAAUAUCCUGCUCCAGCAGCGCACAAAUGACUCCUUUCAGUUUGGAUGUACAAGUGAAGGAAUCAAACUCCUCGGAGGUCAAGCAUUUCCAGGUGCCUUCCCCUCCUGCAGCACCCAUCCGAUCAGAAAAGCGGGUGCCCAGGCAGGCGGAGAAGAAGAUGGAAAUGGCAAAAACCUUGUCUAUUCCCGAGGAGAGCGUUUCAGAUUCACCCAGAUUCUCAGACAGAGACGUGAACGUGCAGUGGUACGGAGUCACCCUGAAGUCCGUGCUCCGCCAGCCGCGGGUGGAAUACCUUCUGGAGUACUUCAAGGGCGACACAGUGGCUCUCCUCUCCAGAGAGACCGUGAGAUCAGUCGGCAACUCCAAAGUGAAGGAGUGGUACAUCGGGUUCCUCAGAGGAAGGACUGGUUUGAUCCACUGCAAAAACAUCAAACUCAUCUCCAGGGAUCAGGUCAUCGACUUCACCGGCAUCCAGGUCACCACGGAGGUCCUGCUGGACAACAUGACGCUGCCCUUCAAGAAGCUCACCUACAUGUACUCCGCCAUCCAGACGCUGAUCACUGAACACAUAACCAGCUGGAGACGGUUCGCCAAUGCUUUAGGGUACAGGAACCUGUGUCUGGACGCCAUCAUGCGGCGGCACGCUGAAACGGAAGCCGACAAGGUGGCCUGUGUCCUGGAGAAGCUGAAGGAGGACUGCCACACCGAGAAGAUCAAGAGGAAGUUCCUACAUGAACUCAUGUCGGGCCUGCUGAAGAUGGACUCCUGGAGUCUUGUGACUCAGCUCAUUCAAAACACCGUCAUUCUGUCCACGGCGGUCGAGCUGGGAAACCGGUGGCGGGAGCUCGCCGAGAAGAUGGGAAAACUCUCCAGUUCUCAGAUAGCCGCGUACGAAGCCCCACAUCGAUCGAAGAACGGAGAGAUAAACCCGCAGUCCAUGUGGAAGCCUGCCUUUGACUUCCUCUACUCCUGGAGUCUGCGCUACGGCAACAACUACAAGGACAUGAUCCAGGAUUUGCACCUGAUCCUGGACAAAAUGAAGAACCCCACCACCAGACAGUGGAGGCAUCUGACCGGCGCGCUCAUCACCGCCAACUGUCUCGAGAUCUUUCAGGUCUCCGCUUUCCCCAAAUCAUAAACCUUUUGCAGUCCCGAGGUGAGAAACACCCAAAAAAAUUCUGACUUUAGCUGACUGUAAUCAGGCUGUCAGUGAUCAUGUUACAAAGCUUUGUCAUUGCUUUGCCUGUGUGUUUAUUUUUGGAAACAAACUUCACCCAGUUAACUGCACUAUUAGAAAUCACAACCUGAGAGGAAAACAAACAAAAAAGAGUCUGUAUGAAAGUCACAGAGUCAUACACUGCUUGUAUUAAUGUGUUGUAUUGUUUUUUACCGUAUGUUAUGUCGACCACCAAUGGCUGUUUUAAAUAUGUACAAUGCCAAUUAAUAUAUAAACUUUGUGAUUUUUAUUCUGUUGCCAUUUAACUGAAAGCUAACAUUGCACAGCUAUUGAGCUAUUUCUUGAUUAUCUUAAUUGUGUUCACAGUAUAUAUGCUGCUUUUGCAGCGCUACACAGUGUGGUUUACAUUCAGUUUAUUUUAUAAUAAGAAUCUGAUGCAUCUUUACAUGUGAAUUUUAUAUCAGUGGGAUUGUUUGAGAUAGUUUUUGUAAAUAGUUGCAAUGGAUAGUUAAAGAAAUGUGAACAGUGCUGCUAAAAUGUCCAAGAGUUGCAGUUCUGACAGUCGGGUCAUUGUUACUUUUUGAAGCUCUUUUGUAUUGAAAAUUAAAAGUUUUAACCAAAGUUAAAGUUUCCUGAUGUCAGGAAAAAUAAACAAAAUAGCCACAAUGCAUGUGUCAUAAACAGUUUCUUAAAUAUCUGUGUUAUUUUAAUACUGUGAUGUAAAAAAAAAAAAAAAGCAUAAAGUGUACUAAUCAUAUCCUGUAAUUGUGAUAUUUUCUUUCACUACCAAACAGA
Messenger RNA from Salarias fasciatus (jewelled blenny), 3501 nucleotides. It is a transcript of the gene macc1, whose product is annotated as MET transcriptional regulator MACC1. Lineage: Eukaryota; Metazoa; Chordata; Actinopteri; Blenniiformes; Blenniidae. The coding region runs from base 109 to 2667 and encodes 852 amino acids. Gene Ontology annotation, cellular component: cytoplasm. The record is from RefSeq and is a predicted model, not a curated record. The transcript has 5 exons.